Messenger RNA from Chlamydomonas reinhardtii, 2314 nucleotides. RefSeq lists its product as uncharacterized. The coding region runs from base 243 to 1892 and encodes 549 amino acids. Lineage: Eukaryota; Viridiplantae; Chlorophyta; Chlorophyceae; Chlamydomonadales; Chlamydomonadaceae. The record is from RefSeq and is a predicted model, not a curated record. The transcript has 7 exons.
AGAUUAUAGGAACCAGUUCGCAAGCCCACCUAGCACUCCCGCCCGUUUGCCUGCUCCGUUCUCCUUAGCUUUCAAAAGAUUGCUCAGAACCCGCGUGUAAUGCGUUGACCGCUUCUAGAUGGAGAAAUAACACUAUCCUACUGCCAAAGACAGCUCAACCGGUGCCGUGCAGGCCGGUUCGCGGGGUCUCGCCCCUUGUUAACUUGAGCAGCCUCUUUGCCUCUGCUUGAGGCUCUAGCAGCAUGGUGCGCUUUCACUGGCACGUGGAGGAUGGUCUCGCAGCCUCCGUGCAGCCGGGGCAGCUCACGUAUAUGCGAGACGCGGGCGUGCUCCAGGCGAUGGUCGAAAUCGAGCUCGGGUCGGGAGGCGGCAUCAUGGACGCGUGCCUGCACAUCCCGCCCAACUACACAACGGACGGCGGAGUGAAGGAGUUGGGCGUGGUGGUCGCGCACGGCGACGACGUCAGCGACUGGCGGGGGCGGCUCAUCGUGGACCUAGCCAUCCACCUGGCGCGAGCAGGCUUCUUCGUCAUGCGCUUUAUCGCGCCGCACCCUUCCACACCCGAGUCGCGGCGCGUGGCGCUGUUCGAGAAGGCCGUGGACGUGGCCGCCACGUGCCCCUACGCCCGCAGCGUCAACCGCUGGGUGCUGGCAGGACUGGGCUCGGGCGCGCGGGUGGCGGCGCUGGCGGCGCCGCGUGUGCGCAGCCUGGUGGCUGGGUACGUGUUUCUGUCGUACCCGCUGAGGGAGCCGCUGCACACCCAGGACGCGGCGGGCCAGCCGCUCAGCGCCGGCGACUCCUCGGGGCCGCUGCUGGGCCUGGGCGCGCCCAGCCUCUACAUCUGCGGCGCCGCCGACCCGCUCAUCAGCGAGCACGCGCUGGCGGAGCUGGCGGGCGCGGGGCGACUGGGCGGCCGCGACGUGCGCGUGCUGGUGCUACCGGAGACGGACAACCACUUCCGCAUGCUCAGCGGCAAGGGCCCCAUGCCCGGCACCAUCCGCCUGGUGCUGCACGGUGUGCUGGAGUUCUUGAACGCCGCCGUGGUGCAGCGCCUCGACCUGUGCAAGCUGCCGCACCUGCACACGCACCCGCCGCUGCCGGGCACGGAGACGGUGGGCGUGUGGGACGGCGGCCCGGACGCCGCCGCCGCGGCGGGGCGGCCGCCGCUGCCUCGGCCCGCGUGCUUCAGGCCGUUGCCGGUGGGCCAGCCGCAGCCGCUGUCGCCGGAGGCGGCGGCGGCGGCGGAGCACGAGUACGGCACCAGCGCGGCGGCUCAGAUGCAGGCGCACCUUGCCGUACAGAUCCAGGCCCAGCAGGCUCAGCAGGUGCUGCAGCACCAGCAGCAGGCUGCCAUGCACCAGCAGCGCAUGGCGGCGGCGGCCGCCGCGGGCAUGCACCACGCGCCCCACCACGCGCACGCGCACCACCAGCACCACCAGCAGCAGCAACAGCCGCACCAUGCGGCGGCGGCGGCGGGGCAGUACCGCCGCUCGGACGCGGCGGAGGCAGGGCCGGGCUCGGCGGCGGCCAAGGCCGGCCGUGCCAUGCCGGCCGCCGUCGUGAACCCCCAGAUGGCGGCGCUGACUCAGGCGCUGGCGGACCCGGCGACGGCGGCGCAGAUUGCGGCGGUGCUGAUGCGCAACACGCAGGUGGCGGCGGCGCAGGGCCAGGGGGUGCAGGAGGACGGGGCGCGGGGCGUGGUGGCGGGUGUGCCGGGGAUGCCCGGGCAGGCGCCGCUGAGCGCGGCGGGCGCGUCGGGUGUGUUGGGCGGCCAGGGCGAGGCGCAGCAGCAGCACCAGCAGCAGCACCAGCAGCAGCAUGAGGUGUAUGGGCAAGUGGGGCAGGACGGCGCGGCGACGGACAUGCAUAUGGCGGAUGUGGGCGGGGUAUGAGGUUGGGGCCGCGUGAGCCGGGGCUUGAGGGUGGUGAUUUGCGUGGGUGUGGGGGCAGGGGCUACUGGACGUGAAGACUCCGUGUGACCGUUGGGCGGGGAAACGUUGUGACUGGACCGGACAAGACCGCUUGAGUUCUGGGGCAUCGCCUGAUCGGACUGCAUUGGGUUACAUGGCCUAUGACGGGACUGGAUAGCUGGGUCGGGCAGAGCCGGCCGGCUGCUGACACCGCAAAUGAAAGUGGCUCCCAGACGGCCAGACCUUACAAAGCCAGUGCUCCGCGUGUCACUCGGAAGCCAGUGGGGGGCCUUGUAAGCAUGGUGGGGCACUCUGCCGGUGUCACACGGCAUGUGCGUACCGUACCGCAUGGCGUGUAAGCGAGCACGCCAGGGCGAGUUAGCAACAUGUAACUCUUGGGAAAC